Molecule: messenger RNA, 3315 nt
Organism: Galendromus occidentalis (western predatory mite)
Lineage: Eukaryota; Metazoa; Arthropoda; Arachnida; Mesostigmata; Phytoseiidae
Gene: Hip1
Product: Huntingtin interacting protein 1
Exons: 19
Coding region: 1-2562 (853 amino acids)
Biological process (GO): clathrin coat assembly; actin filament organization; endocytosis
Cellular component (GO): clathrin-coated vesicle; cortical actin cytoskeleton
Molecular function (GO): phosphatidylinositol-3,5-bisphosphate binding; clathrin light chain binding; phosphatidylinositol-3,4-bisphosphate binding
Source: RefSeq, a predicted model, not a curated record
AUGGCUACGCUCCCGAAAGGCCUCAUGGGAUCACGGAGAACGUCGAACGCUCUCGAUACAGAACGGGAAAACUUCGAGAAACUCCAGGCCCUCAGCAUACAGAAGGCCAUAAAUUCGAGCGAGGGCUCGGUGAAAGAAAAACACGUUCGUUUCAUACUGAUCGGGACCCACCAGGAACGCGGUCCCUUCACCUUCUGGGAGUUCGCAAUGAGACUGCCGGUGCAAGAGAAUCCCAUUCUCGCUUGGAAAUUCUGCUACGUCGUUCAUAAACUCCUGCGCGAAGGCCACGACAAGUGCAUCAAUGUUAGCUUCCGGUACAUGAACAAAUUCGGGGAUCUUGGCAGACUUUGGGGACUCUUGAACGAGGGAUACGGCCGCCUCAUCGAGCUUUAUUGUGCCCUCAUUCUACAGAAACUCAAAUUCCACGCGAGAUAUCAAGGGAUCCCUGGCACUCUCACUCUCUCCGACGAGCAGCUCAAAGCAAUAUCCGAAGAUGAUGUCAACGUGACUUUCCAGUUCGCCUGCGACAUAUUCGACUACAUGGAGAAAGUGCUUUCACUACAAGCGGCUGUUUUCGGCUCACUGGACAUGGCUCGUUCCAAUUCGAUGACCAACUCAGGCCAAUGUCGUUUAGCGCCCCUGAUCUGCUGCAUACAGGACUCCUCUCAGCUAUACGAUUUUGCUGUCAAAAUACUGUUCAGUCUCCACGCGCAACUGCCCCCCGAUACUUUACAAGGACACCGCGAUCGCUUCCUCGCACAAUUUAAGCAACUCCACGUGUUCUACGCCAACUGUGCCAAUCUUCAAUAUUUCAAAACUCUCGUUCAGGUGCCUUCACUUCCGCCUCAUCCGCCUAACUUACUGAAGGCUUCGGAAUUGAAUUCCCACGUUCGACCCGUGGUCGUCCUACCAUCACAGCCGGAAGUCGCUGAGGAUCUCAUCGACACGUCGUCUCCGGUGAGGGAUCAGCGUCGUUCGAUUCUGGACGGCGCAAGCCCGCCACCUCCUCCGAGAACGGCAUCCGUGGACAAUGAUCUUGCGCGGCGCAAGGAUGAAAUUAUCGAACAAUUACUCAAGGAGCUAGAAGAAUCCAGAAUCGAUGGACAGAGGGCUCGUCGUGAAAACGAGCACGUCGUCCGUGAGCUGCGACUCCAUCAGGCUCAACAGGAGAACCAGCUCAGGUUGGAGCAGGACAACGUUCUGCAAUUGCAGAUGCAACUCGCGGCGCGCUUCGAAUCUCAGCAGAUCUCGGCUGCGAUGCAGGAACAGUUACAGCAACUCGAGAAGAAAGCCAAGCAAAACGAAGAGAAGUUCCUCAAAAUGAAGGAGGUUUACACCAAACUCCGCGAGGAACAUAUCGGAUUGCUCCGAGCAAAAGCUGAACUGGAGAAGAAGGUCCACCAACAAAGCUCGGAAUCUGCGCAGCACAGCGAGAAACAAUCCGCCUGGCACACCGCUCUCGUCGGAGUGGCCGAAGCCGUUCUGGACGGCGCUGUGUCCGAACUGGACAUUCCGUUCGAUCAGGAUCGUUUCCUGCAGAACGCUGAGAUUGUCGAGACUACUCUGAAGUCGAUGGGAGGUAACACGGUGGCAGACGCCGACGACGACUAUCAGCUACAGGCCACCUGCUUUACUCUAUCCCACCAGAUGUACCAGCUGCUGCAAAGUGCGAAGGCUAGUGCCCAUCAUUGCCCCAAUGUUGAGUCCAGCCACGACAUUGUGACGAAAGCUCGCCAAGUGGGCCAGACCACAAUCGAGUUGCUCAGAGGCAUCCGGAACGGUCGGGUCGACACAGCGGGAUGCCUUGGUCAUCUUAAGAGCUUGGUCUCGUGUGUCGAAACAUUGUGCCUCAAGGACCAGAACAAAACGAAUGAAGACAUAGGAUGCCUGCUGCAAGAAGAACUAUCGCAAAUGGACAGAGCGAUAGCUGAUGCUACGAAGAGAAUCUCGGAAAUUCUGGACAAGUCCCGAAGCACGGAUCAGGGUGUGAAACUUGAGGUGAAUGGACGGAUCCUCGACGCGUGUCGCUCCCUCAUGACCUCGGUAAUGGUCCUAGUCAAGGCUGCGAGAUACCUGCAGGAGGAAAUCGGAGGAUUCUCCAAGGAGUUCUUCACGAAAAACCACCGAUGGACCGAAGGUCUCAUUUCGGCUGCUAAGGUUGUCGGGAUCGCGGCCAAUCUCUUGGUGGAAGCCGCUGAUCGCUGUGUCGUUCAGGGCGCCAAAAUGGAGGAACUCAUCGUUGCUUCGCAGGAAAUUUCCGCAGCUACGGCGCAGCUCCUUGUUGCGAGCAAGGUCAAAGCUGAUCGGAAGUCGACGCGUUUGGCAGCAUUGGGUGCAGCGAGCAAAGACGUCAGAGAGAACACCGCGAACGUCAUCGCCACCGUAAAGAGUUGCCGCCAACAAGUUGAGGACACGAGGGACACUCUGGAAGGUUUGAGCCUGCAUCAGGCGAAGCGUCUCGAGAUGGAACUCCAGGUUCGAGUUUUGGAGCUGGAAACCGAUCUGGAGAAGGAGAGACUGCGCUUAGGUGCGCUGAGAAGACGGAACUACCAUGACGAAUAGAUCAAAAUAAUUCCGAACUCGGAAUAUCUAUGCUUGGAUCACGUUCAAAAGAAUCUCUUAACAAAAGGAGCUCGAAACUUCCCCUCAAGGAGACCCAGCUCCGUGGGAAUCCGUGGUGUCGUAGAGUUACUGGCUCCCCACUUUUUCUGAACUCUCGUUGAUCUGGGACUUCUAAUCGUAUUGACGGUUACAAUCUUUGCGCGUCAAUUAACAUUCUUCGAUAAGGUCCAGCUCGCUGAAAAAACAUUUAUGUAUUCGCUGCCGUUUGUGUGUGUUUAGAUGUUGCGCUAUAUAUUUGUUUCGUAUGAAGAACGAUCAGGAGUCGACUCACUGGGAUCCGCAUCCGAUGCUCCGAUCGAGAUGAUUGCUAAACUUGAUCAAAACCUGGGAACAUACGGGAGCGAAAGAGAUUACUGAUCUGGGAUCUCGUCUCGUCCGAUCGUCUUUCUGCGUAGAGAUCGACGCAUCAUUAAUAAUAUUGGUGAAAGUUUCCGAUAAGACUUCCUAGGGGUUGGCCCUACCCUCUCAUACAUCAGGUGAUGCCACAGCAUUCCUGGAAUCCGCGCAUGAGUAUUUUACAUACAAUAAUAAUCAAUCGAUCCGACUUGACCCACAACGAAUGCCAUAUAGCCGGAAAUACUCCUACGGCUGAAUCCUAAAAUACUUGGGUUGAUGGAGAUUCAGUCAAUGAUGCAUAUAUCUAAUGAUGGGAGAUAGCGAUGGCCUCCGAGGGAAGUCCGGCGACACAGCGGU